Molecule: messenger RNA, 2238 nt
Organism: Papilio machaon (common yellow swallowtail)
Lineage: Eukaryota; Metazoa; Arthropoda; Insecta; Lepidoptera; Papilionidae
Gene: Bap111
Product: SWI/SNF-related matrix-associated actin-dependent regulator of chromatin subfamily E member 1
Exons: 15
Coding region: 169-1986 (605 amino acids)
Biological process (GO): negative regulation of DNA-templated transcription
Cellular component (GO): SWI/SNF complex
Molecular function (GO): nuclear receptor binding; nucleosomal DNA binding
Source: RefSeq, a predicted model, not a curated record
AUGACAGCGAAACCAAAAUGUCGGAAAAACAUGCUGUCAAAUCAAAUGCGAUGGCCAAGUGACGCUAUCGUUUUCUACUUUUUGUUAAAGAAAUACUAAUAAAAACAUACAAAGAACAUUGAUUCCAAAAUCCAAUUAGUUUUAUACCUUACAGGUUGAAUUUUCCGUAUGGCAACACCGAAUUACAAACAGAACACAUCAAUGUCUAUGCCAAGUCCGCAGAACAAUCCGCACUACAUGAUUGCGGGGCCCCCAAUGAGUUUCGGUAUGAUGAAAGGCGGUAUGAAUGCACCGCCACACCAUAACCAAUACCAGUACCACCCGCAAUACCAAGGUGGGCCAGUGUCCCACGGGGGCUUCGGAGCGUGGCCGCCUCCACAACAACCGCGUUUCGCUGCAGAGAAUGCGAGGAGAGCCACCUCGGGGGGCGGGGGCGCUACGACGCAGGCCUCAAAAGAUGAUAAAACUAGUCCGUUUAUAUCCACCGUCCAUUCACAUCCUGGAUUUCAGCCACAAAAGAUUGGAAAAGGAUCGGGAUCGGGUUCUUCCUUACCAAAGCCACCAAAGGCUCCAGAGAAGCCAUUAAUGCCGUACAUGCGUUACUCUCGUCGUGUUUGGGACAGUGUUAAAGCGGCACACCCUGAUCUAAAGCUAUGGGAAAUAGGCAGAAUCAUUGGUGGUAUGUGGAGGGAUUUACCUGAAUCUGAAAAAGCUGGAUUUGUUGAUGAAUAUGAAGCUGAGAAGUCUGAGUAUGAAAAGAGUUUGAAGGCGUACCACAACUCUCCGGCAUAUCUAGCGUAUAUCGCUGCCAAAAACAAAGCAGUAGUAGGUAAUCUUGAAGAAGAGAGCUCAAGCAAGAAGGGAAGCUCACAGAAGGAACAACAACAGCAAGACAGAAGAAUUGAUAUACAACCAGCGGAAGAUGAAGAAGAUCAAGACGAGGGUCUAUCAGUGAAGCACGUGGCGUACGCGCGGUAUCUCCGCAACCAUAGACUUAUAAACGAAAUAUUCUCUGACACGGUUGUCCCUGAUGUUAGAUCUGUGGUCACUACCACUAGGAUGCAGAUCUUAAAGAAACAAGUCCAAUCAUUGACAAUGCAUCAGAAAAAAUUGGAAGACGAAUUGCAACAGAUUGAGGAGAAGUUUGAAGCAAAGAAGAGGAAAUUCAUUGAGAGCAGUGAAACAUUCCAAGAGGAAUUAAAGAAGCACUGCAAGCCUGCGGUGGAUGAGGAGACAUUUGGACGUAUGGUGGAGCGUGCGGUGGAGCAGAUGAGGCGCGGUGGCAAUCCACAGCCUCUAGCACCACUGCCGCUCAGCACCGCCGAGAGGAAAGACGAGCCAAUGGAACAAGACACAAAUCAGAUAAAACCAGAAACAAACGGACCAAAUCCACCCACUCAAGUGGACAAAGUAUCCACUACAGAGGUCAAGCCGGAUAGCAGCAGCACCACGGAACUGAAUAAGCCUGAAGCUGAAGCACCUAAGGAGUCACCACCACCUGAAGCUACUGCUUCUACACCUGAAGUUGAAAAUAAAGAAGAGAAGCCAGUGGAGCUGAAAGUAGAAGCUAAGGAGCCAGCAGCCACGCCCCCGGCAGUCCCCGCCCCAGCUCCUGCCCCCGCCCCCGCCCCCGCCCCCGCCCCGCCACAGCAACACAUCACCUCGCCGCCGCAUCAUUCAAUGAUGAUACCACCGAACGCGAAUGCUCCGCCUCAUCAGGGCCCUCCGCACGCUGGUCCACCGCCGCCUCCUGGUGGUGGCUACGGUCCUGGCUACGGUGGGCGGUACUACGGCGGCUACGGAAGCGGUUUCCCGCCUGGAUACUACUACACGGGGGAGCACUACGCUCACCAUACUCAUCCUCACAUGCCGCACCAUGCCCCGCACCCACAGCAUCCCGCACAUCCUCAGCAUCCAGCACCGCACCCUGCGCCUCAUCAUCUCGUCAAACCGGAGGAGUCACAAACAAAGAAAGAGGGCGAAUGAUUGUCACCGAAACGUGUCGUCAAACGACGGCGCAAAUCCUCGCCGAAGGAGCAACAGUGAUUUGAGACACUAGUUCAGUGAACCCAUUACUUUGUGUCAACUGAAACAUGUAUAAAAACAUACUGCCAAACACUCUUUAAAAAAAUAAACAGAAAAUAUGUUUUUGUACAGAUGUUUCGGUAGUGUAAACUCAGUGAAGUGUAAACAUUAAACUUUACUAUAAGAUUUUAUAUGUGUAAGUAUUUUUAUAUA